AGCUCUCUGUCUCUAUAAGUGUGCAUAACCAUGAACAGGAUAACUCUCUUUGUCCUUUUACUUGCAACCAUUCAAGUGUACUCUAGCCCUGCAGCUUUAAAGAGGAGUUGGUUUGACCCUGAGCCUAGGCCUAAUGCUAAUAAUGAUCCUUUCAAAGAUAAUAAAUCAAAAGAUGAAUACCAUAUCAAGGAUCAUGGUGAUUAUCUUAAGAAGAACAAGAAAGAAGACAACAAGGAUGAUGAAUUUAAGAGUGACAUUGAUGACUAUAAAGCUUCACCAACAGCAGAAGAUGACAAACUUACAAGUGAAUUGGAUCAUGAUAGAUCUAAUAAAUUAUCAGAUAGACCAACAGUUAGGACAGGUUUGAAGAAACAUAACAAUGACAAAGGUGAUAAAUUUUCAAGUGAACUGGAUCGUGACAAUGCUGCACCAACAGUUACUACACCUUUGAAGAGACCUACUGAUAUUAUAGAGGGAGACAUCAGACUGACUCCAGAGCAGGCUGCAAUAUUCAAUCGUGGUGGAUGGAAGGAAUUAGUUAAUUCACAAGCAUGGUAUCGCAAUCCUGCACACAAUACUAAAUGGUCUAGAACAAUCGUGUACACAAUCAAUGGAUUGGCUGAAGAAGAAGAAGAAGCUUUGAAGACUUCAAUGAGACAGAUAGAAAGAUUCACAUGUCUACGAUUUCUUGAAAAGUAUAAUAUACAUCCUCCUUAUUACAUUGAAUUUGUUGAUGAUGGAGGUUGCUGGUCAUAUAUUGGUAGACUACCAGGAGCUUAUGCUAGACCUCAGAAAAUCUCAUUAUCAAGUGGUUGCAAUCUUGCUGUUCCUGCAGAAAUGAUAAUCCAUGCACUUGGAAGAUUUCAUGAACAAUCACGGCCUGACAGAGAUGAAUAUAUUGAGAUACUAACUGAAAACAUAGAAAGUGGCUUUGAAAAUAACUUUCUCAUUCAACCUGCUGCCGAAACUCUAUCCGUGCCAUAUGAUUAUCUUUCAGUGACACAUUUUGGCCCUAAAACAUUUAGUAAAGAUGGGAAUGACACAAUAAAAUCAAAAAAAGAAGGUUUUAAAGUCUAUGGUCAAGUAAACAGAAUGUCAUACUAUGAUAUACAGCAUAUCAAUAUUGAAUAUUGCCCAGAAAGAGUAAUGCGACUAGUUAAUGGAGGUGCACCACAUGAAGGAACAGUUGAAGUUUUCUGGAAUGGACAGUGGGGAACUAUAUGCGAUAUUCGGUUUGAUAAGUUGGAUGGUGAUGUCAUAUGCCGGUAUCUGGGUUUUCCUGGUCUUGCGGUGUCAGUACAUAAAAAAGCUCAUUUUGGGGAGGGAACUGGUCAAAUAGUAAUGAAUAUUUUAGACUGCCUUGGUAAUGAGGACAGCCCUUUUUCUUGUAAGAACACUCUUGGUGAUGAACGUUUUUGUGGGAAUUCUGAAGCUGCUGGUGUAGUAUGCCAAAAAAACAUUCGUCUAGUUGGAGGGGAAGUUAUUCCAGAUGAAUCAGCAAUUGGUCGCUUGGAAGUAUAUUUUAAUAGUACUUGGGGUACUGUCUGUAAUGAUGGUUUUAGCACAAAUGCAGCAGUUAUUGCUUGUAAGCAACUUGGAUAUGCUACAGCUAUGGAAUUCCAUCCAAAAUUCAUUGAUAACUUUGGCUAUUACAAUAGCACUUAUCCAAUAGUAAUGUAUAUGGUGAUUUGUGAUGGUUCUGAAACUAUGAUUCAGCACUGUUACAGUUUUCCUGCCCCUGAUGAUUAUUGUGAUCACACUAAAGAUGUUGCUAUUCAUUGCGUCAAUUUCAAUUAGCUCCAUAAUCGGUGAUUUUGCUUUCCAGACAAUCAGAACUUUCAAACUAUAUUACCUGAACAAGUAGUGAUAGACUAGUUCCAUUUUUAGAUAGUUAUACUAUAUGUUACCUUGCUUUAGUGAUUAGUCAUUCUUUGCUAUUAUUCAUUGUGUGUACUUUUAUUUUUAAUAAUACAAAGUCAAUCACCUUUUGAGGUACUUGUUUGCA
Molecule: messenger RNA, 2005 nt
Organism: Amphimedon queenslandica
Lineage: Eukaryota; Metazoa; Porifera; Demospongiae; Haplosclerida; Niphatidae
Product: blastula protease 10-like
Exons: 12
Coding region: 31-1797 (588 amino acids)
Biological process (GO): proteolysis
Cellular component (GO): membrane
Molecular function (GO): metalloendopeptidase activity; zinc ion binding
Source: RefSeq, a predicted model, not a curated record